Sphaeramia orbicularis (orbiculate cardinalfish) is the source of this 5676-nucleotide messenger RNA. It is a transcript of the gene stard13b, whose product is annotated as StAR related lipid transfer domain containing 13b. Gene Ontology annotation, biological process: actin cytoskeleton organization; regulation of Rho protein signal transduction; signal transduction. The transcript is spliced from 18 exons. The coding region runs from base 640 to 4965 and encodes 1441 amino acids. Lineage: Eukaryota; Metazoa; Chordata; Actinopteri; Kurtiformes; Apogonidae. The record is from RefSeq and is a predicted model, not a curated record. Gene Ontology annotation, molecular function: GTPase activator activity; lipid binding; protein binding.
AAAUCAUUUCUCUUCACAGUUUUCCCCUUAACUGGAAAGAAUUCCUGAGUCCGAUAUUUUCUGAAGUGAUAAAUAAUAACUGCACUUCUCAUUUUUUUGGCUCUGUGAAGUCAGCCAUUCCUCACAGGCUGUUUGUGAGGGCUAGAAACCCAUUUCACCUUGUUCUUUUACAGUGCCAACUACUGCCGCUCUCUCCACCAACCCCUCCACCCCCUCCCUCCAUUCCCCCCCGUCUCUUUUCUCCUCCCCUUUCCAUCUCCCAACAAGUACGCAUUCUCCCUGUUCUUAGGCAUAUUCUGAAUGGUUUAGUCACCGCUAGCUGCAGCCUCACGGGAAACACUAAAAGGAGGAGGGGUGAUAGCUGUGAUGACAAGCUUGGCUUUUAGCAGAAUAGGCCUAUGGGGACAUAAGUGUGGCUGCGUGAGGGGCCGUCCAAUCCAUAUCAGUGCUCCUUCAGGAACACACAACCUACCCUCACUGUCACUGUUUUGCCAUGAUCUCAGUGACACUGUUUGGACAACUCUUUCCAUUCCACAGGUUAUCUGUAAUAUAGUUUGACACAACAUCCUGUGUGAACAAUGGCCAUCCACUAUAUCAAGCACAAAUAUCUGUGGAUAAAAACUAUAGGAUGAAAUAAGAAUGGAUAUAACACCUGAGGGACAUCAAUUUCAGACAGUUUUAGGAUCCCACAGAUUGGGUUUUUCAUCCCAGGAGUUGUCAGUUAAUGGCUCUGUGGAUCUAAAAGAUGAUGACCGCCUCCUUGAAACCCAAAAUAUUAUAUUACUGGAGCCAGAUCAGGAUAUAUGCAAACUGAAGGAGGAUUUUUCACAUGCCUGUCAUAAUAACAGUGACUUUGUAGAGACUGGGGAAGUGUCAGUCAUUGCUGUGGAGGAGUCUCAGUAUCAUGAAGUAUCCACAAACUCUAUAGGAGACGACUCUGCUACCGUUUUGCCCCCUGGUCCUGUUGAAGAAGAAGAGUCAGAUCAGGUGGUUCAUCAUCAUCCUGUUCACAUGACAGACCUGGACUAUGGUGGGGUAAAAAGUGGAGAGCGUUUCUCAAAUGGCCAUAUCGUUACAACUCCAGAUGAACAGUUCUCCAGUGUGGUCUCCACUCCUUCCCCUGAUGCAGGUCAGAAAACCUUGGAUUUGCCCUGCGUUGUUAAGCACAAACUGAGCUCCAUCACCUUCUCCGACUACACCGACCGCCAUACUUUCAUCAAUGACAGCUCCGAGGAUGGUCAGUCUUCACAGGAGGAGGAGGAGGAUGAAGAGGAUGACCAUGAUGAUGAUGAUGAUGAUAAUGAGGACGUGUUUCCAGAGCUUCGUCAGUGUAAAGAGCUGCUGGUCAAUCGCAGAGACAGAUGCAGCAGAGACAGACAGAAGAGGAGAGGUGGUGUUAGUGGCCGAGCACAACUCGGUCACUCAUCCAGCAACGACUACGAAGCAGAGGGAGACACCAACACUAAGGAGGAGUCUCCACAGGUCAAGUCUUCCUGGUCAGAGUCAAUGAGCCAACUGAUGAGGAAACUGGACCAGCUUAAUCUGGACAUAGAGGAAGCUCUGAGUGCAAGUUCAUCCCCCUGUAACACACCCUGCACCAACCGCAAAAAACAGUGGGGCGCUGCCACCAAGUCCACCAUAAACCAAACCCUGAAUGACCAAGCUCUUCCCAAACCAGAGAAAGGGGAAUGCCUGAACCAAGACAGGUCCUCUGGUCCUCGCAGCGCCUCUGUUGGAACAAGAACAAGAACCAAGAAGACGGUUUGCAGUAAGAUGACAAACCCAGCAGGGGCAGAAAUUGAAGCAAAAGAAGCGUGUGACUGGCUGCGUGCAGCAGGAUUUCCCCAAUAUGCUCAGCUCUUUGAAGAUUCCCAGUUCCCCAUCGACAUCUCCCCUGUGAAAAGAGAUCAUGACUUUCUGGACAAAGAUCUGGUGGAACCUCUUUGCAGGCGACUCAACACUUUGAACAAGUGUGCAUCUAUGAAACUUGACGUGAACCUUCCAAAGAAGAAAAGCGAAGACUCUGAUGAAGAAGACGUGUUUGCUAUCAGUGACAAAUGGACCUUCGAGUGGAGCAGCCGGCGUUGGUCCAGGUUGCAGGACAUUGACUGUCUGCUGGGAAACCACGAGCAAGGCGAGCCCCCCAGGGAAGACAGGCCUCUGAGGACCACCACCAGCAGUGAGAGCGUUCUGACAGAUCUCAGUGAACCAGAGAUCUCAUCUUUGCACAGCGAGAGUAGUGGUGGGAGUGGCCACAGGGGUCUCAGCACAGAGGACUCGGACUGCUCAAACCGCACAGAUUCUGCAGCAAUGCCAGACUCGACUUCCCUCGCAGUGCCUCACAUCCCUAAAGACAUCACUCACUACGCCUCUCUAGCUGAUAAGCAUGGCAAAACGAAUCGCAUUCGCGCCAAAGACUUCCUUAAACGUAUGGAGAUGCUGCGUUCUCGAGGAACACUUGGAAGGGGUCGUAAGACUCUGGUCAUCAGCUCACCGGUGCUGCAGCAGGAAGCCCAGGCUCUGAAGACUCUGAGGUGUGUUGAGAUCAUAAAUGGAGAUAACGGACCCUCUGAUCCACCUGCCCUCAAAGUUCCGCCAUCCCUGUCCAGCAGUGAGGGAAGUAGUCAUUCUAGUGGUAGCACUGUCAGCACUCCAAGCUUGAAAGAACGGAAGGCUCACCGGGCUGAUCACAAGCGCAGUGGAAUGUAUUUGGAGGACAUUGACAUCUUCUUAGGCACACAUGUAAAUAAAGUCGCAGAACAAAACCGUAAGAAUGAAUUCUGCUCUUAUGAAGAUCUGGUGGUCCAUAUUCCCAAAGACCACAAGCCAGGAACCUUCCCUAAAGCACUGUCAAUAGAAAGCCUGUCCCCAACCAAUGGGGCCUCCAUUAACUGGCACACUGGCAGCAUGCACCUGGAUACCCCUCUUAUUUCAAGCAGAAGGGAAUCCAGGCCUGUCACCCAGUGUUGCUCCAGAGGAAGUCGCAUCAGUGUGUACGAUAACGUCCCUGGUUCGCAUCUGUACGCCAGUACUGGAGACCUGAUUGACCUGGAGAAAGAAGACCUGUUUCCACAUCUGGACGAUAUCUUGCUUCAUGUCAAUGGCCUACAGCAGAUAGUCGACCACUGGUCUAAGAAUGUGUUACCUGGAGGAGAAGGGGUGGUGCAGGUGCAUGAUGAGAGGGAAGAAAAGAACGAUCUUCAGUCCUCUAGUCAAAUCACGUUGGACUUUGAAGGGAAUUCCGUGACAGAGAGCCAAAUCACACCGAGUGAUGGGGACAGGGACAGAGUAUCACUUGCUGAGACUGAAUUUACAAGGCUCAGGGAAAGGAGGGACUCAGGAGUAGGUGCUUCACUCACAAGACCCAAUCGGUUGCGUUGGCCCAGCUUUCAGAUAUCUAAUCGCCUGAGCCACUCGGUAGCGUCCCUGCAGAUAACUAACCAAUCGGCCAGCCAGCUGAGUUUGUUGCAGAAGUUUUCUCUGCUGCGUCUUACUGCAAUCAUGGAAAAAUACUCCAUGUCCAACAAGCAUGGCUGGACUUGGUCUGUGCCAAAGUUUAUGAAGAGAAUGAAGGUACCAGACUAUAAGGAUAAGAAUGUGUUCGGAGUGCCUCUCAUAGUGCAUGUUCAGCGUUCUGGACAACCACUACCACUUGGUCUGCAACAGGCUCUGCGCUACUUGAGGAGCCAGUGUCUAGAUCAGGUGGGUCUCUUCCGUAAAUCCGGGGUUAAGUCCCGAAUUCAAGCUCUGAGGCAAAUGAAUGAGAGUUCUCCAGAAAAUGUGAACUAUGAAGAUCAGUCUGCUUAUGAUGUGGCUGAUAUGGUGAAGCAGUUCUUCAGAGAUUUACCAGAACCCCUUCUCACAAGCAAGCUCGGGGAGACCUUCCUUCACAUCUACCAAUACGUCCCCAAAGACCAGAGGUUGCAAGCUGUCCAGGCAGCCAUCAUGCUGAUGUCAGAUGAAAACCGAGAGGUGCUGCAGACCCUUCUCUGUUUCCUCAGUGAUGUCACUUCGUCUGUGGAGGAAAACCAGAUGACACCCAUGAACAUAGCUGUGUGCCUGGCCCCCUCCCUGUUCCAUCUCAACAUACUCAAGAAGGACAAUCUCUCACCACGGGCCAUGCAGAAAAAGUAUGCCACUGGCAGACCAGACCAGAAGGACCUGAAUGAAAACUUAGCAGCUACUCAAGGCCUCGCUCAUAUGAUCAUAGAGUGCAACCGACUAUUUGAGAUCCCACAUGAGAUGGUUACACAAUCACGCAAUUCUUAUGUAGAGGCUGAUUUACAUGCACCGACCAUUGACGAACUGUGCAAGCAGCUGGAGGAUGACGACGGAACAUACCAAACACAUAUAGAAGCGAGACUUCAGAACCUGCUCAAAGAGGCUCGGGAAAAGUCUAAAUACUGGGUGUCAUGCAGCAGUUCUGAUAAUACAGAGCUCUGCUGCAAGAAGGUGGGUGAUGGGAACCCUUUGAGACGCUGGAAGGUAUCUGUGGAAGUAGAAGCGCCACCAUCUGUGGUACUAAAUAGGGUGCUACGAGAGCGCCACCUGUGGGAUUUAGACCUACUACAGUGGAAAGUUUGCGAGACUUUAGACAAGCAGACAGAAGUGUUUCAGUAUGUCCUCAACUGUAUGCCCCCUCAUCCCAGCAGAGACUUUGUUGUACUCAGGUCAUGGAGGACGGACUUGCCCAAAGGCGCUUGUUCCCUGGUUUCUGUCUCCAUAGAGCAUGAGGACUGUCCUUCUGCUGGAGGCGUACGAGCUAUCAUCCUGGAGUCCAACUACCUACUAGAGCCCUGUGGAUCUGGAAAGUCCAGACUAACUCACAUCUGCAGAGUGGACUUAAAGGGGAGGACUCCAGAUUGGUAUAAUAAAGCCUUCGGUCACCUUUGUGCUGCAGAAGCCGCCCGGAUACGCAACUCCUUCCAGCCACUGAUCACAGAUGGCCCAGAGACCAAAAUCUAAAAUGUAUAAUGAAAAACCUGUUGGGUUGUUUCUAAGAAGCACAAGAACCAUUGACAAGAGCCCACACCUAAACCACAGUUACCAGUACAAAUACUUUUCCAUUCUACUUGCACACUGACAGAAUACAUUUUAUAGGUGCUGAGCAUAACAACAGGAAAUUAAUCAUCCUGCCAAUGUACUUAGCAUUAGGAUUUUAUUUACCAUGAUGUUGCUAAACCUGUAUAUUAUAAUUAUAAUAAUCUUUAAUUAUAUUAUUGUAUUAUUGUUGUUACUGUAAUCUACAAUGUCUAGGACAUUACAUUACUUAAUGCUUCUGGGAAGCAUGUAUAUGUUAUUCAUUUGAGAUUUAAAGCUAUAAUUAUUAUGAUGUACACUCAAGUGUUUGUACAUAUGUAUGUGUGUGAAUAUACUGUACAUGCCAACAAUCUGUAAUUUAUUGUAUAUAUCUGAAAGGAUUAAUAGUAUAUAUGUUAAUUUCCUAUAUAUUGAUUCUUUUACUGUGUCAACCAUCCUGUAAUACACAUGGUACAAAAUUGUAAGCUGGUUUUACUUUGCUUCAGUAUUGCCAUUUUGGGUGUAAUUUUAUUAAACAUUGACCUCUCUUGGUUGUGAAAAGAACGACAUAAGGUUUGACUUGAUCAUACCUGCUUUAGGGUACUGGAUUGUGCAGUAAAGUGCAAAAGACCAUUUUUUAAUAAAAUUAUUAAAACU